Nerophis lumbriciformis (worm pipefish) is the source of this 2250-nucleotide messenger RNA. The record is from RefSeq and is a predicted model, not a curated record. Lineage: Eukaryota; Metazoa; Chordata; Actinopteri; Syngnathiformes; Syngnathidae.
AUGGAAGAAAACAUAACAGGAGACUCAUCAAUAAGAAACAGAAAGACCCUUCUGGCAGCCGCUGCCCUGUCAACUGAUAAAAACCCCAAUGAGGAUGGACACUUGACAGAGGGUGACAGUCUGCAAUCUAAUGGGCGUAACCACAGAAGAAGAAGCUCCACCAGUGAUGAGUCCAACAGCAGAGGAUUACUUUUUUUGGUGGCUGGACUGGCCUUUUCCACACGCCUCUACAAAAUAAAAGAGCCUCCUCAUGUGUGCUGGGACGAGACACACUUUGGGAAGAUGGGAAGCUACUACAUCAACAGGACCUUCUUUUUUGAUGUGCAUCCUCCUCUGGGGAAGAUGCUGAUAGGGCUAGCCGGUUACAUGAGCGGCUACGAUGGUACUUUUCAAUUCACAAGACCUGGAGAUAAAUAUGAACACCACAUCUACUGGGGGAUGAGAGGAUUAUGUGCUGGUUUAGGCUCCUUUCUCCCUAUCUUUGCCUACCUCAUUGUACUGGAGCUGUCUCACUCUCACACAGCAGCUCUCAUGGCUGCUUGGCUGCUCAUAUUUGACACAGGCUGCAUCACUAUUUCUCAGUACAUCCUUUUGGAUCCCAUACUCUUGUUCUUCAUCAUGGCAGCAACACUCAGCAUGGUCAAGUUCAAUGGGGAAAAGGACAGGCCUUAUUCUGCUUCUUGGUGGUUUUGGAUGCUACUAAAUGGUGUCAGUCUUGCUGGAGCAUUGGGGGUGAAGUUUGUAGGUCUUUUUGUCAUCCUGCUGGUGGGACUGAACACAAUUUCUGACCUCUGGAGACUUUUAGGCGAUCUGGACCUAUCAUUGAUGGACGUCGCAAAGCACCUCCUGGCUCGCGUAUUCGGGCUCAUCCUGGUUCCCCUCUUCCUCUACGUUACAAUAUUUGCUGUCCACUUUGUGGUGCUGAACAAAAGCGGACCGGGAGAUGGUUUCUUCAGCUCUGCCUUCCAGUCUCGUCUCAUUGGGAACAAUCUACACAACGCUUCGAUGCCUGAGUACCUGGCAUAUGGCUCCACCGUUACAAUGAAAAACCUUCGCAUUGCUGGUGGCUAUUUGCACUCGCACUGGCAUUUGUAUCCAGAUGGAAUUGGAGCAAAGCAGCAGCAGAUUACAGCCUACCUGCACAAGGACUACAACAACCUAUGGGUGGUUCACAGGCACAAUGAUACAAACUCUCAGUCCGAGGCCCCUGAUCUGGUUCGUCACGGUGACAUCAUCAGAUUGGAACACAAAGAAACAACCCGGAAUCUUCACAGUCACCUCCAUGCAGCGCCGCUGACUGGGAAGCACUACCAAGUUACGGGUUAUGGCAUUAAUCACACCGGUGACAGCAAUGACCUCUGGCGAGUGGAAGUUUGCGGAGGCCGCAAAGGCGAUCCAGUGAAAGUGCUACGCAGUAAAGUUCGUUUUCUGCACAAGGCUCUUGGUUGCGUGCUUUUCUCUUCUGGGAAAACCCUCCCCAAAUGGGGCUGGGAACAAGUGGAGGUUACCUGUAAUCCCUACUUGAAGGAGACUCCCAGCUCUCAGUGGAACAUUGAAGAUCAUUUCAAUGCCAAACUGCCCAACAUCAGCCUGUCAGUGCUGAAACCUCAUUUCCUAGAAAUCCUUAUGGAGUCUCACAUUGUGAUGAUAAGAGGUAACAGUGGUUUAAAGCCCAAAGACAAUGAGAUGAACUCCAAACCCUGGCACUGGCCAAUCAACUACCAGGGACUAAGAUUCUCAGGAGUGAAUGAAACAGAGUACCGUGUGUACUUGCUCGGCAACCCUGUGGUCUGGUGGCUAAAUCUGGUGAGUUUAGGGUUAUAUCUGGUCUUUGCUGCGGUCGCUUCGAUUGCCUUCCAAAGAGGUAUCUCAGUAGGCCAAAGGAGAAGAGAUCAUUGUUUGGUUCUCAUGAGGGGAGGAGGCCUUCUUUUACUUGGCUGGAUACUGCACUAUAUACCGUUCUACGCCAUGGGUCGAGUCCUUUACUACCAUCAUUACUUCCCUGCGAUGCUCUUUAGCAGCAUGUUGACAGGAAUUACGCUUGACUUCCUGUUGAACAUGGCUGACCUGCUGUUUCAUCCGCCAUAUUGUGACUGGCUGCACGGAGCUGGGAAGAUGUCGCUUCUGGCUAUUGUUCUCUACAGUUUCUACCUGUUCCACCCGCUCUCCUAUGGCAUGACGGGACCUCUGGCACACGAGCCUGGCAGCUCAAUGGCCGGACUGAAGUGGAUGGAAUCCUGGGAGUUCUAA